AUGACAACGACCUCCUCCCUACUUCCUUCCGGCAUGGAGAUCCCUGUUGGCGAGGACCUUGAGAUGGCUUCGCCAUACCAAGGGCAAGCUGAUGACUUUGAUAUCGAUAUCGAUCUUAUGGAGGAUCAUGUAUCCAACAUGGACAGCGACAUGAUGGGUGCGGAUGAUUUUCAACCCACCUCUCAACCAUCUCUUUUUCCGAAUGACGCGACAGACGAUGCCGACAUGGUUGAUGAACCCUCCGAAGGAUCCAUGGUUGAUAUCGAUCCCCUGGCAGAUGAAGAUCAUGAUAUUGAAGUCCAGUAUGAGGACGACAAUAUAACCUACGAGGCAGAUAUGCUGGAAGGUGAUACCGAUGAAACCCCCAAUGUCGCUGUUCCUAGUAUCAAUAUUGAGCCUACCUCUGUUAUUGAGAACCAACUGAGCCAGCCCAGCCAGCUGGCUCCGGAAACGGCCAUUACAAACAGCCAGGAAACUCAGUAUCCACCCUCAGGCAUCCUCCCUGCGGAGCUUGAGCAGCAGCCCAUUUUCGAAGCUAGUGAAUCCUUGCAAGAAACAGCGCCAGUUGGAGAUGUGGAAAAUAUUGAAAACGAAGAAAUCCAGCCACCGGAAAUUGCCGAACCCAUCCAGAAUGAAAACGAUACCGCACUGGAAGAGGAAACCAAGCUUGGUGAGGACACUAACGAAGUCACGGAAAGCGCGAUUCCGGGUGUCCAAGAGCCACACGCUCCCGAUCAUCCGGUUGAGAGCCAGACUGAAGAUUUGGAAACCUCCAAGGCCCUUUCGCCUAAGACAGACCCUGUGAUAGCUGAGCAUGAAGAGACCCAUGUUUCAAACGAAGCAGAGCAUGAGAAUGCUCAUGAUGACGAGUCUCUGCAUACUGUCAAGGUCAUUUAUCAGGAUAAUGAGAUCUCCUUGUUCCCACCAUUAGAAGGAGACUCGGCGGAAACAUUUUUCCUCCAUGACGAAGGUGUCGCCUAUGACAACGUUGGUAGAUUGUUCAACUCUCUUCGUGAGGUGCUUUUGGAUAAUAUUGCCGAGCAUGAUACUCUCGUUAUUGAUAUCGAUAGUCUUGGUAUUCAAAUAACAGAGGACUCCUCGAAUACAUCCAAAAUCACUUUGCAUCAGAUCUUGGAUAUCUAUCUUCGCCUUUGCCAUAAUGAUGGAAUCCACGACCCAGACGCUCUGUAUCUAAACCUUUCCAGCAGAUCCGCUAUUCAUCAUGAACUAGCCAGUCUUGAUACCGCUGCCAAAGAAGGCAAAGGCCUUUCUCAGAUCCAACUGUGGGCUGAUUAUGACGAAGAACCUCUUACCACCGAUGAGACUGCCAACACUCAUGAGCAAUCAGGUGAUGAAUUGAAACAGGAUCAGCAGACUGAUCAGUCUGGCGUGCCUGAUGAGGGUGUUGCCCCUCAUGAAACAAACUUGCCCGGUCAAGACGCAAAAGAUGACUCUGGGGAAACCGAAAACUCGGAAAGCGUAGUGAAUGAAGCUCACAUUGAGUCCGGUCUCACUGAUGCUGAUGCCAACCUAAAACCUGGUUUGCAUUCUAAUGAGACUUACCAAGAAGAAUACGACGGAGAAGAUCAUUACCAAGACGAUCGAUAUGAUAAUAUGGGUCAUAGUGGAGAACAGGACUAUCCCGAGGGCCCAAAAACCGAGUCUACUGGCACAGUGGUUCCCGAUUCCGAGCUGCCUGUACCAAACGAUCAAUCCCUGGAAGCAUCCGUGGAAGUCACUCAGGAAGAUUCCGAGCAUCAUGCCACCGGCGAGGACAACCAAGGCUCUAAUGACGCAGAGCUUGAUGACGACGAGCUCCUUGGUGCUGAUGAUCUGGAAGUGGCUGACCUUAGUGCUCCCAUUCCGCAAUCUGAUGCCGAAGUUCAUGAGGGUGGUGCCCAAGGCCUUGAAUCCACCUCCCAGCAUGGUGAAGACGCCACCGAGGACCUGGAAGUUCCGGCGUAUGAUGAUCAUGACUCCGAGCGUGCCCUUGAAGAUACUGCCGACCCUGGUAUCUACCAGGAAUCAGAAUCCACAUUGGAGAUUCAAGAACAUCCCUUGCCGGAGCAAACCCCAGAGCCUGAGAAUAACCUCCUUGGAAUUGCUGAGGAUUUAAUCAGUCCUGCCAAGAAUGAUCAGCAUAAUCAAUCCAAGAACACCGAUGAUGUCGAUGACGAAUACUUUGGGGACGACUUUAUGGCUACCACGUUUGAGGACGACGGCGAUGAUCAGGAAUCCUACGAAGACGAAUACAACUAUGAUCCCGAAUUGGAUGCCGAGGAGGAAACCGAGUUGGGUGAAAUAAAUCCCUCUUCUACUGACCCUCAUGCUCCUGACAACCUCACCGUCAAGCGGUCUCGUGAGGAGGAUGAUGAGUGGGAACUCACGGAAGCCACCACCCCCGAAAUCAAGCGUCGGCGACCUUCGUAA
This is a messenger RNA of Penicillium verhagenii, 2430 nucleotides long. RefSeq lists its product as uncharacterized. The record is from RefSeq and is a predicted model, not a curated record. Lineage: Eukaryota; Fungi; Ascomycota; Eurotiomycetes; Eurotiales; Aspergillaceae. The transcript has 2 exons. Bases 1 to 2430 code for a protein of 809 amino acids.